Phytophthora infestans T30-4 is the source of this 579-nucleotide messenger RNA. RefSeq lists its product as uncharacterized. The record is from RefSeq and is a predicted model, not a curated record. Lineage: Eukaryota; Oomycota; Peronosporomycetes; Peronosporales; Peronosporaceae. The transcript has a single exon. The coding region runs from base 1 to 579 and encodes 192 amino acids.
AUGGGGAAGGGGCCUGAAUGGGGCGACGACGACACGAUCCAGUUGUGCAAGGCAUGGAUAUACACCUUCCAAGACCCUAUACGCGGUGCCGGUCAGAAGAAGGCUACGUUCUACAUGAGGAUGUAUCAACUUUGGCUUCAAAUUAAAAGCAAAGAAUCGGAUGAUCGAUCUGAACUCGCUGUUGCUGGCAGGUUGAAGAAACUGCAGCCCGCAGUGACAAAGUUUGAAGGCAUUUAUUCAAAGCUGAAGAGUAGAGAGCGCUCUGGAUGGAAUGAGGAAAAGUACAUAACAUCGGCAGUGGGGAUUUACGCUGAGCGCCACAAGCAACAAUUUGAGAUUUUAGCAGCAUGGAAGGAGCUCCGUGACAAGCCAAAGUGGACAGCUCAGCUCACAACGACCGCGGGUUCAAAACGACGUGGCACCGAUGCAUCCGUUGUGUGUCGGCCACAGGGCCAGAAGGCUGCAAAGCGAUCAAAAGGUGUGCUAGCAGACGACAUUCAGCAACGGUUCGUUGCUGCUUCAGAGAAGAAGGAGUUGCUGAUGGAACAACAACUACCCACGAGCAGCAUUCUCGUAUAA